UCUACCCGAGUCGACUUGCAGUUCUAGUGUACUCUGCAAAUCAAACGCGCUCCUUCAAAACAUUCUCAUCGGAUAAGUAACGAAGUAAACGUUUAGUGGAGUAAAACAUCUCAACUUCAAGCUUAGUGAAUAUCGUUUGGCUGUAUAUUUACGCUUCCCAGACUCAUUUAGCUUAGCCUAAGUUUAGCUUAGCUUGCCUGCUAGCCAAGACACGGCGUAUGUGGCGGAUGUGAAGAUAGACGGAGAGACUUGAAGUUCUACCGUAUUCUGAGAGACCCGAAGAGGAGAGCGAGAUGGACUGCUGUAAUUCGACAAGAAAUCUGGGCACCAAACGAUCACCACAGACUAUGUAGUAGUCAUUUUAUAUCUGGUAAGAUGCAUUUAAUAUAUAUUUAGAAGAUUUUGGGCUGACAACCACAAUUAAGAUCAUUGUGUGACAUUGGUGAUUGGGGUCUAUAUAGUUGCCUCUUUUUCUUUGGGGCGGAGUUGUUGUUUUGUUGGUGUUGUUGGCGGUAAGCGGAGUAAAAAGAGGGAGAAAAAUACCACGACUUCUGUGUCUAAUUUUACGCCGCCAAGCAAGCGUUACAAUAUUAAUUAAAAAUGAAUGAAAACUAAAUACUAUUGAAUAUGUCAUCAUUAUCAUUUUAAAAAUUUCAGUGACAGGUAAAAAUGGAUUAUGACCGGAUUUUUAUGACCCUGUCAGUCAAAAUGACAGACAACGAAAAUGUCUAGCGCAACCUCUGCUAGAUACACAGGUUACGAUUCGAUUAAAAAACGAUUCAUUUUUAAAGUGCAUGUGACACAAAAAAGCAUGUUUAUUUCAUAAUACACGCGGUACUUUAUGCUCCUCAAUGAUAUGGACCGCUUGGAUGUGUGUGGAAGCGAUCGCUAUAUUUAUUUAGUUUUUUUAAUGCCGCGCCAUGAAAAUGAGUGACUUCCGGCUUCGGUCUUGCAUUGAGGAGGAGGGCGCUGUGACGUGUACGGUAGAAGGCGUCCUCUUCACUAUACAGCGUACUGUUGUGUAUGAGGACGAAGGAUUCAGCUGAUUUUGCGGAUUAAUACGUUUAUUUUUCGCAUCACGCCAGCCAAACGGCUGCAGAAAAAUCAUUCUGUAUGAGGGAGAGGUGUAUGCACCUUUUUGGAAUUUCAAAAGGUUCCCAUUCACCGCGGAUAUUGGCCAAAACAAGCCCGACUACUGUGGGACCAUUGGACUUACGAGGAAACAUCACAGUGCUAGAGCUUCCCCCAGAGAAGCACAAUACCCCACGUGUUAUACAGAAAGAGGAGUCGGAGAUGUCGUAUAUCAAACAGGAGGCGGCGCCAGAGAUCCCCAGCAUUAAAGAAGAAGAACUGGAAAAUGAAAUCACCACGUUUCCAGUAACUGUCGGUGUGAAGAGUGAAGAAGAUGACGGUCCAAGCGAAGAGAGCGGAGCAGAAAAACCUGCGAGUGACAGCUCAUUUCAACACCUGACAACAAAAGUUGCGGGACGAUCACAACCGGACGGCCUAUUAGCGCCGCUCUCGGACAUAACGUCAAACUCUUCUGACUUAAACACUGAUGAGGAGGAUGUCGACUAUGACCAAAAGUGUUCAAAGUCUUUAAACUUAAACACUGAUGAGGAGGAUGUCGACUAUGACCAAAAGUGUUCAAAGUCUUUAAAAGAGACAUCAUUGAAAAGAGAAACAAAAGAAUGCGCUGGUGAGAAACCUUUCGCCUGCUCAUACUGCGAUAAAAGAUUUUCAAAAAAGAGACAGUUGUCAAGACACACAAGAAGACAUAGGGGAGAAAAGCCCUUUGUCUGCACAUUGUGUGAUAAAAGAUUCAUUUUCAAGCCUGAUUUAAGGAGGCACGCAAGAACACACACUGGAGAGAAACCUUUUGCCUGCGCACAUUGCGAAAAAAGAUUUUCCCAGAAGAUUCAUUUAAUCAGACAUAAAUGUACACGCACUGGAGAAAAGUCCUUAGCCUGCUCACAUUGCGAUAAAAUCUUUACUAAGAAGAAACUGUUAACAAAACAUACAAGAAUACACAACAAGCCUUUUCUCUGCACAUUUUGUGGUAAAAGAUUCACUUUUGAGAUUUAUUUAACGAUGCACACAAGAACACACAGUGGAGAGAAACCUUUUGCCUGCGCACAUUGCGAUAAAUCAUUUGCACAGAAGAUUCAUUUAAAUAGACACGAACGUACACACACUGGAGAAAAGCCAUUUCCCUGCACUCUUUGCGAAAAAAGAUUUUCUUGCAAGCAUCACUUAAUAAGACACUCAGUUACACACACUGGAGAGAAACCUUUUGCCUGCGCUCAUUGCAACAAAAGAUUCACCCAGAAGGGAGUGUUAAACGAUCACAUAAAAACACAUACUGGAGACGAGCCUUUUUUCUGCUCAGUUUGUGGUAAAAGGUUCCCUCACAAGAAAGAUUUAGAAUUGCACACAAGGAGCCACACUGGGGAGAAACCGUUUUCCUGCGCGUUGUGUGGUAAAACCUUCUCCUUAAAGGGAAACCUAACAAAACACACACAAAAACAACAUUGCUAAGAGACUUUGUGUCUGCACAUUUUGUGGGAAAAUAUUCGCUCGGAAAGAAAAUGUAGUAUUUCACACAAUAAGCCACACUUGUGAAAACCCUUUCAUUUGCAGUGUGACAAUAUGUUUUGAAUUCAGCCAUGCAUUUACUGUAGAGGAGUUCAAAAAAAUUUAUUAUUACAUGCAUCGCGAUUCGACACGUGACAAUUCGAUUAUGAUUCAUAAAGGUUCAAAAACGAUGAUUUUUCCCUCAUAACUUUAUGACAGCCGCUUGUAGCGGAACAAAAUUCAAGACACUUCUGCCACCCGGACACCGUUAACGGACGCACGCACAUUGUGAUGGAUGCUCCCAUUUACUGGGAGAGAGAUUUACUCCUUUUUAAAAGACUGGAAAAUAAAUUUGUGUAUGAGACAGGCAGGCACGCGGCGAUCGCGCUUUUGUACGCAAGUUAUUUUUUAAGAGCGAGAAGAGAAGAUAGUUCGUCGCUCCUAGUCUUUCAGAUGUCCAGCAGUAGUUAUAAGGCAUUUCAAUGGCGUACCGCACGCAUGCUAUUUUUAGACCGUGACGUCGCAUCGUAAAGCGGAAGUAGAGUAGAAGUGGGACAUUUUAGACCCGCUCUUGCAAAGAAGCAAUGGAAAAUCUGCUACUUUUCUCCGGUAAUCUUUCAAAAACGAGCAUGCUGAUCACACAUUGCUUUUUUGGAACUUGUAGAAACGACUCUAGACAUGACGACAUAUGAAGGAUGUUUUCUUCAUACGGUUCCCGAAACUAAAAACUCGGAGGAGAAAAUGUGAAAACAAUCAACUUGCGCGGACUUUUAACGCCAGCUCGGCAGUAAACAUUUCGUUGGGUUGGCAUUGUCUUUCAGAGGACAAAGAGGUAAGCCAUUUUGAUAUUUUUUACAUUUUUUGGCGUGACGUGCCGGGUGCUGCUUCUGUCUGACAUCUGACAAUGAAUGACCUAAGAAGAAGUAAAAUGGUAUCUCACUGCCACUGUUACAUUUUCUGUUGUAAAAAAAAAACAACUUUAGUAAGGGGGAAGUGUAAAUAAGUUCUAGAAUUAAGAUUUGUUAACAAUGGAAAAAAUUACAAGUGUUAGUUGGCUGUCACCGAGUAGCAUUUGCGAUCGCUACACAAAGCUAACUAAAUUACCCCCAAGAACGGUAAGAGACGUAGGACAACCAGAGGAUAUAUAAGAGAGAAAGGGCUGAUGGUAAAGGAUAGCUUGUUGAAACAGGAAAAUGUCAUUGUCAGUCGCGUCGAUAAAAAAGCGAAGACUAUGCUUGGGUCGGCUCGUUCUUUUCGUCUUUUUCAGCCUUCGACACUCAAGCCGUCUCUUUAACUGAACAUUUUUAUGUUCUUCCCCAUCUUUGCCAGUGAAUUUGGCACUAGGCACGUCAUUUUCGGAGAGAAUUGGUAGGUUGUGCUCUUUAAACAUCUCCUUCGUACACGAUUUCCAUUCAUUUCCUAUUAGGGACAACCGGUGGCUUGUCCCUACUUAGCAACAGUAGAUAAUGUCAUGAAUAUUAAUGAACGGAAGUGACGUGUUGCUUGCGGUAUGCCAUUGAAAAAUGUCCUGAGUGUGUUGCUAAGACCCGUGUGCCUCUAUAAGAGGUGAGUACACAAACCUUCUUGUACUGCUUAGCAUUUAUUGUUGUUUUUGAGAUGUUAAUAGUUAGCACUGAGCGCUAAGCUAAUUCGCUAACAUGUAUUUCAUAUGCAGAAUGUGUAAAAUCAUGAUUAACUACAGCAGUAACACUACAAACGUGUAAUAGUACAGAAUUCUGUGAAAAUAAAGUAUAUUGGUAAAAAGAAGUCUUAUUUCUAAAGACACUUUGUUUCCGGAAAGUGUAGAAUUCAUUCCACCAGUGUAAAUUUUAUUGUAUUGUUGAGAGAAUUAAGUACUCCCUUUAAAAUGGUUAAUGUUUUUGCACUUUCUUGUAAAAAA
Molecule: messenger RNA, 4474 nt
Organism: Corythoichthys intestinalis (scribbled pipefish)
Lineage: Eukaryota; Metazoa; Chordata; Actinopteri; Syngnathiformes; Syngnathidae
Product: gastrula zinc finger protein XlCGF52.1-like
Exons: 3
Coding region: 1114-2538 (474 amino acids)
Biological process (GO): regulation of transcription by RNA polymerase II
Cellular component (GO): nucleoplasm
Molecular function (GO): DNA-binding transcription repressor activity, RNA polymerase II-specific; RNA polymerase II cis-regulatory region sequence-specific DNA binding
Source: RefSeq, a predicted model, not a curated record